This is a messenger RNA of Syngnathoides biaculeatus (alligator pipefish), 6319 nucleotides long. RefSeq names its product FA complementation group M (gene fancm). The coding region runs from base 66 to 6131 and encodes 2021 amino acids. Lineage: Eukaryota; Metazoa; Chordata; Actinopteri; Syngnathiformes; Syngnathidae. Gene Ontology annotation, molecular function: ATP binding; 3'-5' DNA helicase activity; nuclease activity. Gene Ontology annotation, biological process: replication fork reversal; double-strand break repair via synthesis-dependent strand annealing; interstrand cross-link repair. The record is from RefSeq and is a predicted model, not a curated record. The transcript is spliced from 28 exons.
CUUCAGUUAGCCAUGGCUGCUCUCCUGCUCCCCCAAAAGUUUUACCUACAAAGUAACUCGAGAAAAUGAGCGCGUCUUCGAACCAGAGGACUUUGUUUCAGACAUGGGGUGCAUCCGCCCCCCCAAACAACGUUGUUCGGCCUCAGAAAGAAGGGAAGAAAACCGCUGGACGGCGCAAAGCGACCCAAAGCGCCACAGUUCGGAGACCUUCAGCUCCUAAUUCACUGUGGCCUGAGCUCGGCUCUUCUGAACCACCGGACGCUCCCACAGAGAAAGGUCAUCCAACACAAACCCCUAAACCUGAUGCUUAUGAAGAGGAAGACGACGACCUCAUGGUGAUCGCUGUCACUGAAGCCGAAUCGAACCUCCAACAUGAUAAUGGCAGCUCAUUUCAAAAGGGGAGACCCAUGUCUCCCACUCCUUCACCGGGGACGAUCACUUAUCCAGACUUCCCUGGUUUUGACAGCUCCUCUGCGGCAGUGUGGAUUUAUCCCACCAACUAUCCACUCCGGGAGUACCAGCUCAACAUAUCGAAGGCUGCCUUGUUUCAAAACACACUAGUGUGCCUCCCCACAGGUCUGGGCAAGACGUUCAUCGCUGCAGUUGUCAUGUACAACUUCUAUCGUUGGUAUCCGUCCGGGAAAAUCGUGUUCAUGGCCCCCACCAAGCCGCUCGUGGCGCAGCAGAUUGAGGCCUGCUACAAAGUGAUGGGCAUUCCUCAGGGCCACAUGGCUGAACUGACUGGCAGCACGGCGGCCAACCGCAGGCAGGAAGUGUGGCGGUCCAAGCGCGUGUUCUUCCUCACGCCGCAGGUGAUGAUGAAUGAUCUGUCCAGAGACACCUGUCCGGCCAGGCAGGUCAAAUGUCUGGUGAUCGAUGAGGCCCACAAGGCGCUGGGCAACCACGCCUACUGCCAGGUGAUCAGACAGCUCAGCAGUCAGACUCUGCAGUUCCGCGUGCUCGCCCUUAGCGCCACUCCAGGAGGAGACAUAAAAUCGGUGCAGUGUGUGGUCGACAAUCUACUCAUCGCUCACAUUGAGCUGCGCUCGGAGGAAAGCCCGGACAUCCUGGCCCACACGCACCAACGCAGUGUCGAGAAAAUGGUGGUGCCACUGGGGGAGGCGCUGGCUGCCCACCAGGCUCGCUAUUUGCAGGUGCUGGAGAAGUUCAUGUCUCGUCUGGUCCACAACAGAGUAAUGGCGCACAAGGAUCUACAGAGUCUUUCCAAGUACCAGCUCAUCCUUGCCAGGGACCAGUUCCGAAAGAACCCGCCAAUCCACAUCAAGGGACCACAGCAGGGAGUCCUGGAGGGAGACUUUGCCCUUUGUAUUAGUAUGUAUCACGGCUACGAGCUGCUCAUGCAGAUGGGACUCAGGUCGCUCUUCUUUUACGUCCAGGGGAUCAUGGAUGGUUCCAGAGAAAUGUCUCGGGCGAGGAAUGAGCUGCAAAGAACUCCCACCUUCAUGGAGCUUUAUCAUGAGAUGGAGGCAAAGUUUGGGAAGCAACCUGGCGCAGAUGAGGCCUUCAUUUAUGGACACCCCAAGCUGCAGAAACUAGAGGAAGUAGUGUUGCAACACUUCCAACGGUUGGCACAGCGCCCGUCAGACAAUAACGGUUCGGAUGCAAAGGAAGUGAGCACACGGGUGAUGAUCUUUUCCUCGUUCCGUGACAGCGUGCAGGAGAUAGCCAGCAUGCUGGACCGCCACAGGCCGCUGAUCAGGGUCAUGACGUUCAUGGGGCAAGCGUCUGCGGGGAAAGGAGUCAAAGGUUUCACCCAGAAGGAGCAAUUGGAGGUUGUGAACAGGUUCCGUCAGGGCGGCUUCAACACGCUGGUGUCGACCUGCGUUGGGGAGGAAGGGUUGGACAUCGGCGAGGUUGACCUCAUUGUCUGCUUCGACGCGCAGAAGAAUCCCAUUCGCCUCGUGCAGCGCAUGGGCCGCACCGGGCGCAAGAGGCAAGGACGCAUUGUGGUCAUCCUGGCCGAGGGACGGGAAGAGAGGACAUACAACCAGAGCCAGAGCAACAAACGCAGCCUGUUGAAGUCUAUCCUGGGCAACAAAAGUGGCUUCCACAUGUAUCCCAACAAUCCCCGCAUGCUACCCGACUGCAUAACACCCACACUGCAUAAGAUGCACAUUACCUGUGGCCAGUUUGAUCACAAGGAAAGCAACACACGGUCUUCAAGGGGUCGCCGGUCGCACGCCCAGAGUCGGGCGUCACUCAUCCAUCCACAAAACCUCAUUUCUCGGGAGGGUGCUGCGUCAGGAGGCUUUUUGAGCAGCACAGAGUAUUCUGUGUGGGCAUCCACCAUGAGGCUUGCAGAAGAUGAAGCUCAACCAAUCUUAAGGCAGUCAUCAUGCUUCAUGUCCCUACCACAUGACGAAACAGCUCAGGAUGAUGUUCCCAGAGGUGGAACACCCGUCAGAGAGCUUUCUCUCUGGGAAUGGAGGCACUGGCAGCAUCGAGCGCUUCCGACCCAUGUCGUCGAUCACUCCCUGCGCUGCCAGCAUUUCACAAAGGUGAUGCAGCUCGUAGACGGCAUGCGAGAGGAACACGAGGAGGACUGUUCUUACGAGCGGGAACUAGCUCCAUAUCUCAAUAAAGCUGAUGCCUGUGGGUUUUUAAAGACGGUAAAGAAAAACACAAGCUCAAAACCUGUCAAGCAAUCAGUUUCUGGGUUGGAAACCCAAAGAAGUGAUGACCAAGCAAAGAAUGCACAAGAACAAUUUUUUAAACCGAACCCUCAUGCACAUCUCUCCGUUGAACCUCAGUUGGAGAAUGACGAGCCUGCUAUUGUUAUUGAAGAUGUCGUAACAGUUGAUUACCCCGACCCUGAGGAGGUGGUGAUCAGUAGGGACAAUGAGGAAGACGUUGAACUUCAGGCCAUGUUUUAUCUCCCCAAAUGGAAUUCCCGUCCCCCCACUUCUGGCAUCCCGGGAAGAGACGGGAACCUUGAAGCCAUCUUGGCCAAUGUGGUCGAGCUCCUGUCCCGAUCACCGCCGCCUCUUGCAGAUUUAGACGUCUUUAUGGCUGACUCGACGCGCCCUCCUCUUCCUGAUCCUCCUCAGUUCCACGUCAGCUUCACCUUGGAUGUCGACGACGACGAUGACGAUAACGAUGACGAUGAAGUGAAAGCGACCGAUUCUGAUCACGGAUGUUCUGACACGAUGUUCAAUGUGUCUCCAGGAGAUAAGGAGGGAUUCCACCACGAACUGCCGUCUGUCAAAAGUCCAACCUGGGAUGAGGUCUUUGACGAUAAAGGGGAAAAUAAAGAUAGCGAAUCUGAAAACCACGAGCAACCUGUUGGUGAAAGGAAGGAAACAGCGGUGGACUCGAACGCCAAUGCGCAAUCCGCAUUGGAUGCCCACCAGGUGGAAGACAGCAUAGACCUGUUUGAUGACGACGACGCCUUCCUGCAGCUCACCAUCCCAGAUGUCCAUACCCCGGAAGGGGAUGUCACGCCGCGGACUUCCCCCAGAGUGGAGGCCAUUACUAACAGAACCCUGGACAUGUUGGCUCACUUACCAACAUCUGACGCAGGAAUAAAAAAGACUGCGGCGUCACUUAGUAGUGCAACAAUGUCAAAGCAAAAAGGGAAUGAGUCUCCCACGUUGUCAAAAAGUGGAAAGUCGUUUGAUGGUUUGGACUUUGUUGUCAACUUCGACCUGGGCUAUUCCAUGGAGGACUCAGAAGAGGAAGACGACGCCGUGUCAUUGAACACCGCCCUUCCGCGGCCUCAGAACCAGGCGCCGUUGCCACGCUCAUCCAAUCCAUCCACACCUUAUAGCUUUCACAGCCCCGCUGGACCUUCACACUCCAACCAGUCCAGGUUUUCCACACCCGUGAGACUCCCGGGGCGGAAGUGGGCUCAUCCGGUGUCACUGUUGACGUCAAAGUCAGGCCCGCUGCCGUCACCGGUGGCCUCGCCGAGCGCUGCCGGGCCCGCUGCAAUUGGCCUCUCUCUCAGUAUUCUGAAACGAAGACGACGGGAAGAUGGCCCAAAGUCACCAGUGGAAACUCGGGACGAGCGUCCCAUUGUGUCCGAUUCUGAACAAGCGGCGUGCAGCGUAGACAGCGAUGAUGAUGUCGUCCAUAAGAAAAGACUUGUGAAGAAGGUCAACCCUUUGUCGUCUCCAGAGGCAGCGUCCACGAUCCUCUCUGAUGCAGACUCACCGAUUGUGAGGAGGAAACGCGUGACUGCACUUAACACAUCCGGAGAAACCGAAGCUGACGAAGACGACGAUUUCCAGGCCGACCGUGGACUCGCACGCAAAAGGACGAUACAACCAGUCCACCAAAUCAACACUAAGCGCACUAAUUGUCGAAAGGUGCGUCAGUUCCUGGACGACCAAGCGGUGCUGUCAGACGACGAGGGAGGCGCGGUGGUUUCGUCUGACGAGGAGGACGGAGAAGAGCAGAACUGUUCUCUUGAGGGCUUCGUGGUGGACAAUGCACACUUGUCUCAGGGACUGAAUGAGUCCGAGAUGCAGGGGAUAUACUUGAAGUCUUUAAGGAGCCCGACUCUCCGUGGAAGGUUUAAAAUGUCUUACAGAAACCGUCACAACACUGACAUCUUCUCCCAGGUGCCCGAGCAGGACGAAAGCUACAAAGAGGACAGUUUUGUGGUGGGAAGCCAAGAGGAGGAGGAGGAAAAGGAGGAAGAGGAGAGCUCUGAAGAAGACUUGGUGCUGAUGCCGGAAGACUCGUACGUGGACGGCAGGCGGCAAUACGCCACGCGACGCCAUGUCUUCUUGCGCAAAGCCAGAGCAAAAAACGGCACUCCCGGAGGAUGUCGAGCCAAGCCGAGGAACAAGCGUGGUCGGGUUCUCCGCUUGGUAGAUUCAAGCGAAGAUGAGGAGCAGGCAGAUGUUUCGGACACAUCAAAUCAACAGAAAACAUCAUCCUCUUCCGUCACUUCCGAGGUGUCAUUGCUCAGCAGGAGACUGAGGGAAGAACAGCAACAAGAGAGGUGUCGCCAGAGGAUAGAAAAUCAACAUGCACUUUCUGACCAGCUGGAUUUUGACACGUCAGACUCACAUGCUAAGAAACAGCCUCAGGAACCUCCGACCACCAUCCCGGAUCCUGACGGAGCCGGCCCGUCCGUCGCGGAGAGUCCGGUGUGCAUCGUCGUGGACAGUCGCUGCCUCGCCGGCGGCGUGGAACUUGUGACCGGCCUGCGCCAGCGCCACGGCGCCACCGUCCACGUGUGCUCGUUGGACGGCGGCUACUUCAUUGUCAGCGCCCGCACGGCCGUGGAGAGGCACCCCGAGUCGGAGCUGGCGUCCCUGCAGAACCGCAAGCGGCUGGCGGAGAGAGUGAGCAGCUUGCAGGAGCGCUUUGAGCGCGUUUGUUUCAUUGUGGAGAAAGACAGAACCAAGCCAGGUGAUGCAUCCCGUCCUUUCCAGCGCACCCACUGCUACGACAGCACCCUGGUGGCAUUGGUGCGGAUCGGCGUGCGCCUGCUGUGGAGCGACGACCCCGCGCAGAGCGCCGCCCUGCUGGUCGAGCUGGCGCAACUGGAGCGGCGCAAGGGGCAGGCGUUCGCACCGCCCUCCUCGGAAGUGAGCGGCCAGCGCUGGCAGCAGGCCCUGCAGCUCUACUUGAGCAUCCCCGCCGUCAACUACGUCCACGCGCUUAACCUGAGCCGCCACUUCGGUUGCGUCGCCCAGUUCAUCAACAGCUCGGUUGAAAGCAUAGCGCAAGGAGGCGGCAUGAGCGCAGCCAGGGCCGAGCAGGUCUACCACUUCCUCCGAUACAAUUGCGACACCUCCCUCGUGGAAAACGCAGGCAACCCGCGCGAGACGGGAGGGGGAGGCGGACGCCGGGAGUGCAAACGCCGACGCGUGUUUGUCCUUUUUAAGGCGGUCCAAUCGUGUGUCCGGGAGCAAGGCAACUCCCCUGGCCAGCACCGGCCGCCCCUCGGUCGCAUUGGCUGCGGCCGGCGAGCAGCGUCCGCCCGACUUCGAAUCGCGAGCGCCGUCCAAGAAUCAACAUUGUUAUCGCUGCGGACGUCAUCGGGACACUAUAAGCGGUGCAAUGGAUAUGGGAGGAACCGGAUUGCCCAGAGAAAAACCGCGCAGGCACGGAAUGAACAUGCAAACUCCACACAAGAGGAGGGGGUCAGAAUUUGAGUCCGAACUUUCCGUCCCCACUGGCAGCCUGUGUGACGACUGUACCUAAUGUAGUGUCUGCUUAUCAUCGUCUUCCAAGAAGAAGGUCAAAUACAUGAAGGAGACGUCCACUUCUACGUUACCGCCGUACUUCCGGUGCUCCUCCACAGUGUCUUUCCCCCCCGAAAAUGCAUACUUGUUGAUCUGUG